Drosophila arizonae is the source of this 1943-nucleotide messenger RNA. It is a transcript of the gene schuy, whose product is annotated as schumacher-levy. The record is from RefSeq and is a predicted model, not a curated record. Lineage: Eukaryota; Metazoa; Arthropoda; Insecta; Diptera; Drosophilidae.
AACAAACUUUAUAUACACAUACCAAAAAACUUUUUUUUUUCGGAUCCCAAAAAAUCAGAAACUUAAGAAUGCCCACCGUGGCGCAUGAGUCGAAUGACUAUGACGCCAGUCAAUCGAAUCAGAAUAAUGGAAAACGCAGCUUUCUGAUAACAGUGGACGAUAAUGGUAAAAUCGAUGUUCGGCCCAGCGACCAGGUCGAGCAAGUCCGAAGCCCGAAGAAGAUGCGCAACGUCUCUGCCAAGUCGUCGAAGAGGGGAAAACAGCGCAUACGCAUAGCGCUGCUCGAGGAGAGUUCGGAUGGCGAGGUGGAUAACAGUGGGGAGACGAAUGACAUCAUUAGCAUUGAUGCGCGUUCCUUGGAGACAAUGCACGAUCGCUUUGUCAAGAGCUACAAUAAGAAGCUGCGUGGCAAGCCCAGCUUUGUGGUGCUCGAGGAUGCGCUGAUACGCAAACGGGUGGAGGAGACGCUGCAUGCCCCCAGCAGCCACUCGCAUGCCGAACAGCAGACAACGCCCGCCGAUAUGAGCGCCCAUAUGGGCUCCCAGACGGACGAGUUUCUGCUGAAGUGCGCGCUGCGAACGAGCACGAUCAACAAGGGCAGGAGUCGAGGCUGCCAGGCGACAGACGCCAGCUGCAUGUUGCCGGAGUGCACCUGCUGCCAGUGCACAGCCAAUAGAAAUAACACCAAUGUGAAAUCGCUGCGGCGACUGGGCGAGAUGUGCGCCGCUCAGCUGGCCAAGCUGAAGCAGACGCCAACUGUUGCUGAGAGUGCUGCAGCACUCAGUGGAAGGGCGGAGGCGGGCACGACGCCACAGGUGACUAUCAGCUUCCUGCCAGUUGCCACACACAAAGCAUCCACAAUUAAUGCACAGCAGCAACCUGUAAAGCAGCAACAGCCACAACAACUGCCGGCUGCAAGUUGUGCUCACAUCUGUGCAAGCUGUCCAUAUCUGCAGUCCGCUGGUAGCUGCAGCAACUGUUGCAUGCGCUGCCACUGCUGCCAGCAGCAGCAACAAUUUCAAGCUUAUGCACAGCAGCAGCAUCCUGGCCCAGCAGCAACUUAUGGCCAUUGCUGCAGCAGCUGCUGUUUGUUGAAACCAACAAUGGCUCAAACCAUGCUCGGCUUUGGCCUUGCACCGGCGAUACCUGGCCAUUGCAGUCAUCACAUGUUGCCGUCGCCUGAAUCAUUUGCACUGCAACAGAGAUUGCAGUCAGUAGGAGCCUGUACGGCUCCUUGCCUGUGUUAUAGAACGCCAACGGUCAGCAUGACCAACUGCAACACGCCGCACUGCCUACACUGCCCGAUGCAGCCCCCUUCUUGCAUAACCCCUCGCUGCAACGAUUGCCAACAGCAACAGCUGUCGCAGCAACCCAAGCAGCCGCAGCAACCUCAGCAACCUCAGCAGCCUCAGCAACCACAGCAACACGGCUGCCACUGUGACAAGAGCUGUUCAGAUGUCAAGCCAUCAACUACGGUAGAGCUAAAGUCAUCUAAAUGGCAGUUACAGCGCGAGAGUUCUACGACUCCAUCUAAGGAGGCUACACAGUCGAGCCUACACGGGGAUACUGAGGCGGAUAUACAGGCGGAUAUACUGGCGGACCCACAGGAGGAUAUAUAUUGUGAUAUACAGGAGAAGGCAGGUACGGAGCUGCAUGCCAACGCAUCCCAAACGACUGUCAGGCAUAUGAGGACCUACAGCAGCAAGCGCAAGGAUGAGCAGAAGCUGGACACGUCACAGCAGCAGAAGGCUAACUGUGCGCGCAACAGGGCGGGCGGCAGCUGUGCGCCUGGAAAGGUAUUCUUGGCGCGCUUUGGACGCACCUGCUUGAUACUGAAGCCCUCCUCAUCCACAGCGCCGCCACGAUUGCUGACCAGACGCGUCUGUCGCUACACCUGGUCACACAAAUUGGAAAAGAACUAAAUAAAGCAAAGGUUGAUCCGA